AUGCCAAUCAAUAUACUUCCCAAAGUCCUGUUCUUCGACGUAUUCGGAACCGUUGUGGAAUGGUGCCCGUCCGUCACAAGAGAGUUGAAAGACGCCGCUGAGCGCGCCCUUCAUGAUCCCGGCAAGCCUAUUCCUCCAGACGAACGCGCACGGGUCUCACAGAUGACCUUCACAGACUGGCUCUCAGUUGCGGAAGAUUGGCGACAGUCCUAUGGACAGUUUACUGCCAAGUUUGACCCUUCCCAAGGCUUCGUUUCGGUCGAUCAGCACCAUUAUACUGCUCUGUCCACACUACUCAAGCAACGGAAGAUCGAGAACCUCUUCACAGAUAGCGAGAAGUGGGAUCUGUCGCUCUGCUGGCACCGACUUGUUCCGUGGCCAGACAGCGUGCGAGGCCUGGAACUGUUGAGCCGGAGGUUCCGCACGUGCACUCUGUCAAACGGCAACGUCUCUUUACUAGAGGAUCUCCAGCGCUAUGGCUCCUUGCCUUUCACGGAUAUAGCCAGUGCAGAGAAUUUUGGGGCGUAUAAACCCUCUCCUCAGGUAUAUCGUGGGGCAGCCGCCCGCUUCGAUCUAGACCCCAGUCACUGCGCCCUGGUGGCAGCCCAUCUCUCAGACCUGAAGGCCGCCAAAGCACAAGGUUUUCAGACAAUAUACGUUGCGCGUUCUAAAGAAGAGACAGAAGAUUUAUCUCAGGCAAAGCAAGAGGGAUAUUCUACCGUCACGCCGACGCCGAUGGACACUUUCGGCGUAAAGCUUCGGUCUUUCGCUCGUCCGUGUCCAGUGAUCCUGCAGCUAAAUUUCCUGCCGAAAAAGACCGCUAUGUCUUAUACUUGGGGCCUCGAGGAGAUUAUCCAGCUGGUGGUUUUGGAUCCUGAGCUGGGGCCCGAUGGGUGGUUCUUCUCAGGUCGCUGGGGUUCAGCAGAGAAAGAUCCUCUUUACGGGUUCACACAGCUAAGACAGCUAUAUUUCAAAGCAGAUCCGGCGUACGAAGGGCGAUACACCAUCCCGGUACUGUGGGACAAGAAGGAAGGGACAAUAGUAAAUAAUGAAAGCAGCGAGAUUAUCCGGAUGUUCUAUACCGAAUUCGACCAUCUACUUCCAGAUGAGUUGCGUGAAAUCAACAGGCCGGGUGGAGGGUUCUACCCUCAGCCUUUGAGAAAAGACAUUGAUGAAAUGAAUGAAUGGGUGUACCAUCAGAUCAACAAUGGGGUAUACAAGACAGGGUUCGCAACCACACAACAAGCCUACGAGGAGAAUAUCUACCCCUUAUUCGAGGCGCUAGAUCGUGUCGAAAACCACCUAGCGCAGCCCGGACACCAGCCAUAUCUAUUCGGCGAAAACAUAACAGAGGCUGAUAUUCGCCUGUAUACAACAAUCGCCCGGUUUGAUGUGGCCUACUAUCUCAUCUUUAGAUGCAACCUCAAGAUGAUACGGCAUGAUUAUCCACGAAUCCAUGAUUGGUAUCGUCGGUUAUACUUCGACGAGUCUACCCGGACGCGGGGGGGUGCCUUUAAGAAGACAACAUAUUUUGACAUUUACAAAUUUGGCUACCUCAAGGCAAUUGGCAAACGGACGGGCAGCUCGCAGUUGAUCAUCCCGGCUGGUCCGUCACCAGACAUCUUGCCACUGGAGGGUCAGUAG
Messenger RNA from Aspergillus pseudonomiae, 1644 nucleotides. RefSeq names its product HAD-like domain-containing protein. Gene Ontology annotation, cellular component: cytoplasm. Gene Ontology annotation, molecular function: glutathione transferase activity. The coding region runs from base 1 to 1644 and encodes 547 amino acids. The transcript has 4 exons. Lineage: Eukaryota; Fungi; Ascomycota; Eurotiomycetes; Eurotiales; Aspergillaceae. The record is from RefSeq and is a predicted model, not a curated record.